GCUGGCAAUACUGAACAUUUCUUGUCAAAUGAUUUCAGUCCACUUGCUAUCGCAAGAAGCGGUCUAGUGCGAAACAAAGUGAAAUGGCUUCCUUGUGUCGACAAAUUAUUAGGGCAAAUGCUCUCAAAAGUGCUCUUUUAUCCACCGCUCGUCGGGGAUAUGCCGAUAAAAUGAUGCCCGACCCCCUGGAGCACGCCACUGGUCUAGAGAGGAGAGAGCUGCUGGCCCUAGAGUCUGGCAAUGACGAUCCUUUCAACCUAAAGGUCCUGAAGAAGGCUGCGGGCACACGCGACAACCCCACCCUAGUGCCCUCAUCCUUUGAUGCCAGAAUUGUUGGUUGCAUUUGCGAGGAACACGCUACAUCAGUCACCUGGCUUUGGGUACAUAAGGGUCAUCCCCGUCGCUGUGAGUGCGGACACUGGUACAAGUUAAUCGAGAAGGCACCAUUGUAAAUUGUUUUGAUUUAGUUUUACAAUUAGUAGUGACUACUGGCUAACGCAUCCACAAUGUUCCACAGAUUAUAUAAUAAUAAACAAUAAAACUAUGGUUCAGAUGCGUUAAAAGAACUAAAACAUCAUUAAAUAUUUAUAAGCCUAUCAUUAUCAGUGUUUUAUUGUUACCUAUUGCUGCCGUGUUGUGUUGUAAGGAGUUAUUUUAAUGUAGAUAAUUAAUUAAAGGUGUCUUAA
Messenger RNA from Aricia agestis (brown argus), 686 nucleotides. RefSeq names its product cytochrome c oxidase subunit 5B, mitochondrial-like. NCBI's taxonomy places the organism in Eukaryota, Metazoa, Arthropoda, Insecta, Lepidoptera, Lycaenidae. Bases 84 to 452 code for a protein of 122 amino acids. The record is from RefSeq and is a predicted model, not a curated record. The transcript has 4 exons. Gene Ontology annotation, biological process: mitochondrial electron transport, cytochrome c to oxygen. Gene Ontology annotation, cellular component: mitochondrial envelope.